UUCAAUUGAAUUAAAAACCAAAAUUCAAGCCAUCAUAGCUAUCAUUUGCCCAGCUAAAACCCGCUUGAGUAGAUCGCAGGCAAAACAAAAAAAUCCCAAUGUAUUGGAAAUUUAUAUUUAUUCUCGUUAUUUCUGUUGCUGGAAUAUCAGCGGGCGGAGAACAUAAUCAUUUGGAGCAGCAACUAAUGGCCGAUUCCCAUCUCUUGAGGGAAUCACAGUUUGGUUUGGAAAAUGACAUCAAGCAGCUGAAAAGAGGUUUCGACAUUCUCUCUAGAGAAAUUAACGACGUUAAAUCCGAUCUUCUGGAAACCGAUAACCCCGUGGAAAAAUGUAAAUUGGAAAAUCUCUCAACAACGACAGAAAAUAAACUCAAACAAAUCGCCAGUCAACUUCAGUUGAUGAUCAAUGUCAACGAUGCCGAUCAAAUGGCGAAAUUCAAACAAAUUUCACAAAACCUGGGCGAGCAGUGCGAAAAUGAUCCGUUGAUGGAAAUGAAGCUUAAAAUCCAAGAAAAAUUGUCGCAAUUUGAUAAGUUUUCGGAGCGUCUGCAAAAUUUAGAAACUGCCUUGCAACAAUCCGUUUCCACUGCCGAAGAUAAUGAAAGGCGUGCAAAUAUAUCGAAGCUGCUAACAGAAAGUGUUGAACGGUUACAGGAGCAGGAGCAAAAAUUGCAAUAUUUUGAUAAUGUUGUACUACAAUUGCUAACGUUGGCCGAGGAGAUUAAGGCGAAGGCUGAAAAAAACUCGGAUUGUGAAACGGGUAAAUGUUUGUCGAGGAAAAUUUUAGAUGCCAUCAAGAAAUAAGUAGUUGUUCUUUAAAAAUUACGGAGAAAAUGGAACUGGGUUCACAAUAAAAGUUGAAUAUGUUAAGAUAUAUUAAAAAUUA
Molecule: messenger RNA, 885 nt
Organism: Musca domestica (house fly)
Lineage: Eukaryota; Metazoa; Arthropoda; Insecta; Diptera; Muscidae
Exons: 2
Coding region: 99-803 (234 amino acids)
Source: RefSeq, a predicted model, not a curated record